Messenger RNA from Daucus carota subsp. sativus, 2142 nucleotides. Its product is annotated as branched-chain-amino-acid aminotransferase-like protein 2. NCBI's taxonomy places the organism in Eukaryota, Viridiplantae, Streptophyta, Magnoliopsida, Apiales, Apiaceae. Gene Ontology annotation, molecular function: catalytic activity. The transcript is spliced from 21 exons. Bases 158 to 1864 code for a protein of 568 amino acids. The record is from RefSeq and is a predicted model, not a curated record. Gene Ontology annotation, biological process: carboxylic acid metabolic process.
GCAGAUUGCGAAUUGAAUACGAAAGUAAAGCCAGGAGUGGGUUUCCUAUGCAUUUGUCAUUAACUACAGAUAUCACAUCGGGAUUCGAGCAAUUUCAAAUUCUCUUACACGUCUUAAAGUUAAGAGAGAUCAAAACUAGAGCAAUUGCUGCAAGAAAAUGCAAGAAAUUGAAGUAAUUCACUCAUGGUCGGCUCCCAGAUCACUCAGCACCAGUCUCAUGUACUCUUUUGCUCAGAGGGAUGACAUGGAAGUUAUUGAUGAACCACUCUACGCAAAUUUUUUACGUGCUACAGGAAUUGAAAGGCCCUACCGAGAUGAGCUUCUGUCUAAAAUGGAAUCUGAUGGAAAUAAAGUUGUGAAAGAUGUUAUAUAUGGACCAGGAGAAAAGAAGUAUCGAUUUUGCAAGCAUAUUGCGAAGCAACGUUUACCUGGUCUAACCGAUGAUCUGGUGAAGAAGGGAAAGCACUUCAUAUUAAUAAGAAAUCCCCUUGAUAUCUUGCCAUCCUUUAAAAAGGUUGUGCCGCCGAGUUUUUUUGAAUUAGGGUUGUCAUCCUUGGUCUCCAUAUACACCGAACUCUGUGAAGCUGGGAAUCCCCCAGCGAUAAUUGAUUCUGCAGAACUUCAAGAAGAUCCCGAGGCUGCUCUACGUGGUCUAUGUGAGGAUAUGGAUAUUCCCUUUCAAGCUGAAAUGCUAAAAUGGGAAGCUGGUCCAAAAUCAGCAGAUGGCAUGUGGGCACCCUGGUGGUAUAGAAGUGUACACAAGUCAACAUGUUUUCAAGCAGCAAAUAAGUAUCCUUCGCCAUUUCCUUCAUCUCUCUAUGAAUUGCUGGAGCAAAGUUUACCAUUCUAUAACAUGCUUAGACAAAAAGCAAGACGAAAAUGUUCCACUACAUCUCGUCUGCCUCAGCCCGAUCUUCCUGUUCCUGCUAAUAAAAAGUUGCUUUGCUGGGUUGGCGAUGAAAUUUUACCCCGUGACAGUGCAAAGGUAUCCGUGUUUGACUCAGUUGUUCAAGGUGGUGAUUCUGUUUGGGAAGGCCUUAGAAUCUACAAAGGAAGAAUAUUUAAGCUUGAGGAACAUUUGGACAGGAUGUUUGACUCUGCAAAAGCCCUAGCCUUUAAAAACUUACCAACUCGUGAAGAGGUUAAAGAGGCCAUUUUCAAAACUCUGAUUAGAAACGGGAUGUUUGAUAAUGCACACAUCCGAUUAAGUCUGACGCGUGGCAAAAAGGUUACAUCUGGAAUGAGCCCGGGGUUUAAUCUUUACGGCUGCACCUUAAUUGUUCUUGCUGAGUGGAAGCCACCAGUUUAUGACAAUACAAGGGGUAUUACUCUAGUGACUGCAACGACUAGGCGAAAUUCACCAAAUAAUUUGGAUUCAAAAAUUCACCACAACAACCUUUUGAACAACAUCCUUGCAAAGAUAGAAGGGAAUAACGCAAAGGCUGAUGAUGCUAUCAUGCUUGAUAAGGAUGGUUAUGUGUCUGAAACAAAUGCUACAAAUAUUCCUGGAUGGUUGAGAAUCGUUUAUACUCCACUCGUGAUGCAGUUUUUGGUAAAGAAAGGCCGGGUUUUAACUCCUCAUGCUGAUUACUGUCUUCCUGGUAUCACUCGAGCAACUGUUAUGGAACUCGUGGAGAAGGAAAAGUUUGUCUUGGAAGAGCGAAGAAUUAGCCUAUCAGAGUUCCACACUGCAGAUGAGGUGUGGACCACUGGCACAAUGGGAGAACUUAGCCCUGUAGUUGAGAUUGAUGGGCGCAUUAUUGGUGCUGGUUUUGUCGGACCGGUAACAAAGAGAUUGCAAAAUGCUUAUAGAGAUUUAGCAUCGGAUUUAGGAGUGCCUAUUCCUACAUAUCAGGAGACUUGAAGGGACUAGCCGUUUGUUUUUGAAUCUUCUCAAGAACGACUAGCGUAAAUGUGAGGCAUUGAUGGAGAAUGUGAAGUCAUGGGAGUGAAGAACUGGACCCAAGUUUUCAGUCACUUGAACGUCAAGAUUGUCAAUAAGUUCACUAGUCAACAAUCACCAACAAUUUAAUAUUUUAAAACAAUUCAGAAUUGACUGUCAAAAAAAAAACUAAUUUAGAAUUGUUCCGUAUAUUUACCUCAAAAAAUUUAUGCUUAGCAAUAAAUUAUAUUGAUACUCAA